Molecule: messenger RNA, 1548 nt
Organism: Parnassius mnemosyne (clouded apollo)
Lineage: Eukaryota; Metazoa; Arthropoda; Insecta; Lepidoptera; Papilionidae
Source: the annotation of a GenBank genome assembly
AUGACAGAAGACCAAGAUGCUAAGGAUUGUCAAUCAGAUUUGGGCAGUAAAACAUUUGUGAACAAAAACAGAGAUAAUAAAAAACCAAAAACUCAACGGCCUUUGACUAAAAUAAUACUUCGCCGACUACCACCUACUAUGACAGAAGAAGCGUUCUUGGAUCAAGUAUCACCCGUACCAGAACAUGAUUAUUUCUAUUUUGCCAAGCCUGAUCCAUCACUUGGCAAUAAUGUAUAUUCAAGGGCUUACAUAAAUUUUUUGAAUGUCGAUGACAUAUAUCUAUUUAGAGAUAAGUUUGAUGGGUAUGUCUUUGUAGAUGAAAAAGGUCUUGAAUAUGUUGGUAUAGUGGAAUAUGCACCAUUUCAAAGAAUACCUAAAAAAAAGAAGAAGAAAGACCCAAAAUGUGGUACAAUUGAGAGUGACCCCAUUUAUCAGGACUUUAUAGAGAGCUUAAGCAAAGAGCCAGAAACUGAAAACCAACCUAAGCUUGAGUAUUCAUAUCCAGUUAACGAUGCCAAUGACAAAAAAGUUCAAUCUACACCUCUACUUGAGUAUUUAGCAGCACGCAAGCUGGAUAAACGAGGAAGAGAUGAAAGGCGCAGAAGAGAAAAUGAUAAAAGAAAGAUGAGGGUUGAAAGGAAGUCUAAAGACAUUCCAAUAAAGGAAGACGAGAUGGUUGAUAAUGAUGUUAAGAAAAUAAAAUCUAGAGAAUGGGAAAAAGAUAAAUCAGUUACAGAUUCUAAAGAUGAGCAAAAUAAACAGGAAAGCAGAGAUGGAACUGUGUUCGAAUCUAGAACAUACCGUGAACAGCGUAAAAUUGGUGGUAGCGCUAUUAUUGACAAGAAGAAAAAACUGGAUAGUGACAAAAAAGACGAGGAAUUGACAGAAGAUUUUGACAAAAAUUUCAAAAAAGAUAAAAGAGACAAAUUUAAAGAAUCGCCUCGAGAACAGAAAAGCAAAAAAUAUAGUGAUACAAGAAAAGAAAGGCUAAGCAAAACUGAUUUUAUUAAAACUGAAAAACAGUCUGUCAUAAGUAAAAUGAUUUCAUCAGAGAACAAAUCUAAAUCCCUUAACUAUGAUGAUAUCAAACCCUUUACUCAACUUCCUCAAGUUAAAACUGAUGAUUUGACUAAGAUUAUCGAUAGUCUAGAUAGAAAAAUGAAAUUAGAUGAUUCUCAAUAUGAAACCAAAAAAGAUUCUUGUGAUGGAAAUCAUAAAAGUGAAAGUACUGUCGAAAUCACUAAAAUGAGGCGAAAUAGUUUAGAAUCUGGUGAUGUAUCUGUGAAAGAAGAACUGAUGGUUAAGCGCCAGAAAUCUCUUGAGGACAGAAGUAAAUCAACAGAUAGAGAAGAAUCUGAAGAAAUGGAAAAAAGCGAAAGUUCUGAUAGGCGCACUGAACGGAGAAUUAGAAAUAAGGACCGUCCAAGCCUCGUUAUUUACCAACCAGGGAUGGGUAAAUUUAGCAAGCAAAGACUUGCAAAAGAAAAAGAAGUGCAGCCAACCGCUACAACUAAAUCUAUGAACGAUAGUGAAAAGAAAGACACUUGA